UGGUACUAGCGCUCUUUGCGUAAAGACGUCUGAUGCUUGGAGAGAAGCAGAUUCGGGCUCACCGCGCGCAAACGCCCACAUCCUCAAGUCGACUCUGCUUUCUUUAGGUGAAUGAAAGUUUCCUAGGAGGGGGACGGAAGAAGAGAUGAUAUCUGACCAGGAUGAGUCGGAAAGGUGAACUUAAAUAAGCAAAAGUGCGCGUUAGCCACCUGUUAUAUAUCAGCGCGAAAUGGGCAUGCUUAGUGUGGACCUCCUGGUAACUUUGCAGAUAUUGCCGGGUUUCUUCUCCAACUGCCUGUUUUUCGUGCUGUAUGAUUCGAUAGUGCUGGUAAAGCGUGUGGUGUCGCUCCUGAGCUGCUCGGGCUCCACGGGUGAGUGGCAGCGCAUGUUAACCACAGCUGGCGUGCGCUCCAUAUGGAACAGCUUUCUGCUGGAUGCCUACAAACAGGUGAAGCUAGGCGGGGCUGCUCCAAACUCCAAGGUGGUGAAGGUCCCCGGCAUCAACAGACGCUGGAGCAUCAGUGGUAAAACCCACAGCGAGUGCCACUUGCUGGACUUUGAGUCUCCUGACCGCCCGCUAGUGGUCAACUUCGGCUCAGCCACUUGACCCCCAUUUAUAAGCCAGCUGCCGGUUUUCCGGCGGAUGGUUGAGGAAUUUUCGGAUGUGGCAGACUUCCUACUUGUCUACAUAGAUGAGGCUCACCCCUCAGACGGCUGGGCGGCUCCUCCCAUGGAGCCCUUUUCGUUUGAAGUGAGGAAACACCGUAAUCUGGAGGAGAGGAUGUUUGCUGCCCGGAAACUUCUGGAGCAUUGCUCCUUGCCGCCUCAGUGUCAAUUGGUGGCCGAUUGCAUGGACAACAACGCCAACGUAGCCUACGGUGUGUCCUACGAGCGGGUUUGCAUCGUACAGAAGAAUAAAAUCGCUUACCUUGGCGGUAAGGGUCCAUUUUUCUACAACCUUAAAGAUGUUCUGCACUGGCUAGAGAAGAGCUAUGGCAAGCGAUAAUUUCUUGGAAAAAGAGGUCAAAUAGCCUUUUCUGUGAAUGGUAAAAGAUUUUAUUUUUGUAUGACAGAGAGAAAUCGAGGGUAAGGUGCUUUGGAACUGUUUAACGGUGGCUCCGGUGGAAACACUUGGGCUGGGCUCCAAGUUUUUUUCCUGAAUUGUCUAAAAUGAUCAGCAGGUGUCCUACAUUCCUAACCACUUUAAAAUUAAAUGAACAUAGACACUAAAUACUGACCAUGUGGUUUGCACUUCAAUUCUGAGAUUAUAUUGUUGCCAGCAAUACAAUUUGUAGAUGCACUAUUAAUAACUUGUUCCUUUGCAAUUAAUGUAGAGUUAAAAGUGUGCAAUAUUUUUGUGUGACAUAUAUUGCU
Molecule: messenger RNA, 1374 nt
Organism: Rhinichthys klamathensis goyatoka
Lineage: Eukaryota; Metazoa; Chordata; Actinopteri; Cypriniformes; Leuciscidae
Gene: dio2
Product: iodothyronine deiodinase 2
Exons: 2
Molecular function (GO): thyroxine 5'-deiodinase activity
Source: RefSeq, a predicted model, not a curated record